AUGGCUCUGUCCCAGACUAUCAAGACCCCCGCGGUCUCUUAUGAGCAACCCUUAGGACUGUUCAUCAACAACGAAUUUGUCAAAGGCGUUGACGGCAAAACCUUCGAAACAAUCAACCCUCACAACGAGAAGCCCAUCGUCGCCGUCCACGAAGGCACGGAGAAAGACGUCGACAUCGCCGUGAAAGCUGCCCGCGCUGCACUUGAAGGCGAAUGGAAACAGAUUACCCCUUCCAACCGCGGCCGUCUCCUCACCCGCCUCGCCGACCUCCUAGAACGUGACAGCAAUACGGUAGCCGCCAUCGAAGCCCUCGAUAACGGCAAGGGUGUGUCAAUGGCCAAAGGUGAUGUCGCAGCCUCGGCAGGAUGUCUUCGCUACUAUGGCGGCUGGGCAGACAAGAUCUAUGGUCAGACAAUCGAUACAGACACGGGCAGCUUGACCUAUACAAGGCACGAACCUGUCGGUGUCUGUGGACAGAUUAUCCCGUGGAACUUUCCGCUGCUUAUGUUUGCAUGGAAAAUUGGGCCGGCCAUUGCGACGGGAAACACAGUCGUUAUGAAGACCGCGGAGCAGACGCCACUAUCAGCUCUAUAUGUGGCUGCUCUUAUUAAGGAGGCGGGGUUCCCUCCUGGCGUGAUUAACGUCAUUUCAGGGUUCGGAAGAACGGCGGGCGCGGCAAUUGCUUCGCAUAUGGAUAUUGAUAAGGUCGCCUUCACCGGGUCGACCCUUGUUGGCCGACAGAUCCUGCAGGCAGCAGCAAAGAGCAACUUGAAAAAAGUUACGCUCGAACUUGGUGGCAAGUCGCCGAAUAUUAUUUUGCCCGACGCAAAUCUGGAAGAGGCGAUUGGGUGGGUGAACCUGGGGAUCUUCUUCAACCACGGACAAUGUUGCUGUGCGGGCUCGAGGAUCCUGGUGCACGAGGCUAUCUAUGAUGAAUUCCUGUCGCUGUUCAAGAAGCGCGCUGAGCAGAACAAUGUCGGAGACCCGUUCAACCCUGACACUUUCCAGGGCCCACAGGUGUCGCAGAUACAAUAUGAUCGGAUCAUGGGCUAUAUUGAGGCCGGAAAGAAGGCGGGAGCCAAGGUCAUCACUGGUGGCAGCCGACAUGGUGGCGAAGGGUAUUACAUCCAGCCGACGAUCUUUGCGGAUGUUGAUGAGAAUAUGACGAUCGUAAAGGAGGAGAUCUUCGGACCGGUGUGCACUGUGCAGAAAGUCCGCAGCGAAGAGGAGGCGAUUCGCAUGGCGAACGACACGAACUAUGGCCUCGCUGCAGCUGUCCACACCACAAAUAUCAACGCCGCCAUCAGAGUAUCAAACGAACUCAAGGCGGGAACCGUCUGGGUGAACAACUACAACACGCUGCACUACCAGAUGCCGUUUGGUGGUUUCAAGGAGUCGGGACUGGGCCGCGAACUGGGGUCGUACGCGCUGGAGAACUACACGGAGAUCAAGACGGUCCGGGUGCAGCUUUCGAAGUCGUAG
Molecule: messenger RNA, 1482 nt
Organism: Aspergillus puulaauensis
Lineage: Eukaryota; Fungi; Ascomycota; Eurotiomycetes; Eurotiales; Aspergillaceae
Product: aldehyde dehydrogenase family protein
Exons: 4
Coding region: 1-1482 (493 amino acids)
Molecular function (GO): aldehyde dehydrogenase (NAD+) activity
Source: RefSeq, a predicted model, not a curated record